CAUACGAUUGUUUGGAAAGAGAGUACAUCGGCGGACGUGUUUGUGGCGAACUUUGGGCUGAAACGUUGCUGAAUGUCAUGCUAAAGCCGCUAGCUAAUGCUAGCUGCGGUCGGAAGGCAGUGCCUGUGUGCCAUAAAAAGAUUUUAGGGGCGACACUAUUGAUAUGUAGAUUCAAGCGUUUCUGUCAUGGCCACGAAAAAGUCGGCCACAAAGAGGAAAUCCGAGUCCAUCGCAGAUGUGAAGGACUCCAAGAAGGUGAAAGUUUACCACAGGAGUCACGGCAAGGAGCCGGGACACGUUCUUGUGCUGGGCCAGGGCGACGUCGGACAACUGGGAUUGGGGGAGGACGUCACCGAGAGGAAGAAGCCAGCUCUCGUGUCCCUCCCUGAGAACAUCGUGCAGGUGAUAGCUGGGGGCAUGCACACCGUGUGCCUGAGUGACACCGGCGUGGUUUACACGUUUGGAUGCAACGACGAAGGGGCCCUUGGUCGGGACACAAAAGAAGAAGGUUCCGAGAUGUCUCCCGGCAAGGUGGUGCUGGAUGAGAAGGUGGUGCAGGUGUCGGCGGGAGACAGCCACACGGCCGCACUAACUGAAGAGGGAACCGUGUACGUGUGGGGCUCCUUCAGGGAUAAUAAUGGAGUAAUAGGUCUCCUGGAUCAUUUUAAAACAACCGUCGUUCCUACAAAAGUUCCCAUGACGGAAGCCGUGGUAAAAGUGACAUCAGGUAACGACCACCUCGUAAUGUUGACCGCAACGGGAAAUCUUUACACGUCAGGUACUGCCGAACAAGGGCAACUAGGAAGGGUGCCCGAACAGUUUUCAAACCGGGGAGGCAGGAAAGGCCUUGAUCGUCUGUUGAUUCCUCAGAUGGUCAAAGUUAAAGGCAAAGUUCACUUCGUCGACGCCUUCUGCGGGGCGUACUUCACGUUCGCGGUGUCCAAAGACGGACACGUGUAUGGUUUCGGCCUCUCCAACUAUCACCAGUUGGGCACCAAGAGCACAACGAUGUGUUUUGCGCCCGUGAGACUGACAACCUUCAAAAAUUCCACCACAACCUGGGUUGACUUCUCUGGGGGGCAACACCACACGGUCUGUCUUGACUCUGAAGGGCAGGUGUACAGCCUGGGUAGAGCAGAGUACGGGCGCCUCGGCCUCGGUGAAAAGGCCGAAGAGAAAAGCGAACCCACGGCCGUCAGCGGGGUUGAACCAGCCAGCAGAGUCACAUGCGGGGCGUCGGUCAGCUACGCCGUCACAAAGGAAGGAUCCGCGUACGCCUGGGGAAUGGGCACCAACCUGCAACUGGGCACGGGUCAGGAGGAGGACGAGUGGAGCCCCGUGAAAAUGACGGGCAAGCAGCUGGAAAACUGCACGGUAUUGAUGGUGUCCAGCGGGGGGCAGCACACGGUCCUUUUGGUCAAAGACAAACAGGAAAGCUGAUGAGCCUCGAGGGGGGGCAAGCGAUGUGGUGAUUGUGCCUAAAAUCGGGGGGGGGUCCGCUAUAGAUGACCCUCAUGUUGAGGGUCGGUAUGAAUGCAAGGCUAUUUUUUAAAAAAAUCCUAUUCCUUGGAUAGCUUUUGUUGCAUUUUCAACAAAAAGUAGUGAAUCUGUGCUGAUGUUUGGUAUUUGACAAUGUACAGAAAAGCAUUUUUAGACUUUUUUUUUUUUUUUUUGCCCUUGAGAGCAAUAAUUGCUUGGAUUUUGGUUCAGACAAAACGUUUCUACCAAUUGAAUUUGUCGAGCUGCUCUUUAGAAAAUGAAAUGAUUUCACUGUUUUCUUUUCUGUGGUGUAUUUUGCUACUCUUCCUAUCUUGAAAUAAAUCCAAGCAUUUUA
Messenger RNA from Syngnathoides biaculeatus (alligator pipefish), 1834 nucleotides. RefSeq names its product regulator of chromosome condensation 1 (gene rcc1). NCBI's taxonomy places the organism in Eukaryota, Metazoa, Chordata, Actinopteri, Syngnathiformes, Syngnathidae. The record is from RefSeq and is a predicted model, not a curated record. Gene Ontology annotation, molecular function: guanyl-nucleotide exchange factor activity. The transcript is spliced from 10 exons. Bases 187 to 1440 code for a protein of 417 amino acids. Gene Ontology annotation, cellular component: cytoplasm.